Molecule: messenger RNA, 2399 nt
Organism: Ruditapes philippinarum (Manila clam)
Lineage: Eukaryota; Metazoa; Mollusca; Bivalvia; Venerida; Veneridae
Product: uracil-DNA glycosylase-like
Exons: 5
Coding region: 405-1148 (247 amino acids)
Biological process (GO): base-excision repair; base-excision repair, AP site formation via deaminated base removal
Cellular component (GO): mitochondrion; nucleus
Molecular function (GO): uracil DNA N-glycosylase activity
Source: RefSeq, a predicted model, not a curated record
GAAAAUGUUACUGGUAGCGUUAGAAAAGUUGUAAAGUGUAUAUGAAAGCGAAACCUUCGUGAAAUAAAAUUUACAGUUUAUUUAGACUAAAUAAAUUCAAGCACAGGGAAUACUAAUUGAUGAACACAUUUACAAUUUUGUAGUUCGGAUCUAUUAUACAUAUUUGUACGAUAUAAUUAUUUUGAUAGCUUUUGCAGCUUUUUGUGUCCCCACUAUAGCAGGGCUAUAAAACAAACGCCGCCAUCUUGGAACGAAGAAGGUUGCAAUAAGACUAUAUCAAAAGUUAAAGCAGGAACUAAAACUUCAGUGAAAGUAAAAAAAGUACCAAAAUAGAACACAAAGGUCACUAAAGGAUCAAUAAGAAAGCUACAUCAAUAGAAGAUAAGCCUCAGUAAAAAACUAAAAUGGCAUGUAAUGGACAGCUUAAUCUGAACGACGGUCUAUGGAAAGAGAAGCUGGCAUCACAGUUUAACCAGACAUAUUUUAUAACUUUACAAGAAAAAUUACAGAAAGAGUAUAGCCUAGGCAAAGUAUAUCCACCCCAAACACUUAUAUACAAUGCUCUUAAUCUCACACCUUUGGAAACGGUCAAAGUGGUGAUAGUUGGACAGGAUCCUUAUCAUGGCUACGGUCAGGCCAUGGGUUUAGCCUUUUCCGUACCAAUUGGCAUACCAGUCCCAUGCUCUUUGCAGAACAUAUAUAAGAUGUUAUACAAUGACCCGAGGAUUCCUGAAUUUGUGAUAUCUAAUGGCCAUCUCGUGAAUUUUGGUAAUCGGGGAGUGCAGAUACCUAAUCAUGGCUGCCUCGUGAGUUGGGCCAAACAGGGAGUGUUGUUGUUGAAUGCUAUACUAACUGUGGAGGCCGGUAUGCCUAACUCUCAUGCUAAAAUUGGAUGGCAGUAUUUUACGGACGAGGUUAUCAAAAUAGUGAGCGACUACCAAGACCAUGUCGUCUUCAUACUGAUGGGAGAAUUUGCAAAAUCGAAAAAGUAUCUGAUUGACGUGAAUAAACAUGAUAUCAUUGAAACUACGCAUCCAGCCUCUCGUGCAUCAUAUCAGAACAUGUUUCAAGAAUCUAAUUGUUUUUCUGUUUGUAAUACUUUGUUAGAAGGAUUCGGCAAAAUACCUGUGUACUGGAAUUCGCUUUAGGUCAAAAUUGAUUUAAACAAUAAGCCACUGAACUUGGAACAGUCCAUUAAGUGUAUGUAAUCAUACGAUUUUAUCAAUAAUGUAGUUUCUCGUUAGGUUCAAUUUUGCUUUUAAAGUUAAAUGAAGAACUCUUUGGUUCCUAUGCAAUUUAGCUAGAAAUGCUUCUUUUCAUCCUACAUUGUCAUAACUUAUACUUCUACAAUAUGCCAUUUGGAAUUCAAUUCAGUCACGACCUUGCUCAACAGUUAUUAAUGAUUAAAAUUGAUUUAUGUUAUUUCAAAUCCAACAAAUUUGUUUUAUGUUAUAUAAUAUUGGCAUGCUUGGAUAUAUUCCGUACUUCCUUUAUCCGUAAAGUUAUCUUUAACGUGCAUGCUAUGGAAACACAUUGCCCCCUACACAGUAGGUUAGGUUGUUCGUGGGCGGCUGUCAUUCAUAUGACGGAUUUGUGAUCAAUUUUGUUUAAAUAAUGAUUUUCACAAGUUUGAUCAGAGCAUGCUUCUUGUGUGAUAUAUCAAAAAUGUAUUGUUACCUUGCUGUUGUUUUGGUCUACAUUUAUAUCAAAUGACACUAUACAUAUAUCCUAUUAAUUGUGCUAAAAAUUUUAUUAUAUUUAGGUAAUACUGUCAAUUAAGCUGCUUGUACUUUUUAAAUUGUUAACUCCUAUGACUAAAAAAAUGCUCAUACCCUGUGUUCACAAAGAUUUAAGGAUCAGGAUCAAAUUCAAAAACUAGAAUUGUAUUUGUGUUUGUUUUGUUAUUUGCUGAUUUUAUCCCAAAAUAUGUUUGUUUCUUUGCAAAUAAGCAAUCAUUUAUAUUUCAAAUAUGUACCAUUUAAUUCCAGCAUAAUGCGAUCAGUUUUAGUUUUAUAAAACAAUAAAAAUAAAUUAGGAUAAUCUGAUCCUGAUCCUGAUCAUUUCUUUGUGAACACGGGGCCAGGUGAUGAUUAUUGUUACAAAUUCCAUGUUGAUAUGUGACAGUUCUUUUCAUUAUUGUUCACAUACAUUUUGUUAUCAAGAUUUUUCAUUAUUUUUCUCAUGUUUGUAUUCAUCCUUUCAUUAGACCAUUCUGUUAACAACAUUUAACAUUUGAAACUUAUUUUAAUAUUUUUGUAUAUACUUAAUGUUUUUAUUUCAGUUCUUUUCAUUAUUGUUCACAUAUAUUUUGUUAUCAUGAUUUUUCAUUAUUUUUCUCAUGUUUGUAUUCAUCCUUUCAUCAAACCAUUCUGUUAACAACAUUAAACAUUGGUAACUUA